Messenger RNA from Penicillium olsonii, 720 nucleotides. Lineage: Eukaryota; Fungi; Ascomycota; Eurotiomycetes; Eurotiales; Aspergillaceae. The record is from the annotation of a GenBank genome assembly.
AUGGAUAAUGCUACUGGUAAUAACCGGCAGCAAACCGUCAAACCCAGUGAAAAGGCCAAAUCCACCAAACCCAGUGCAAAGACCAAAUCCACCAAACCCAGUGCAAAGGCCAAAUCUGUUAAAAGGCCUACUGGUAAUGACCAGCAACGUGUGGUUACAUCCAGUCAGCCUAUCGAUAGUUCGACUGAAGAUGAUGUGCCAUUGCCUAAGCCUGGUGACAAGUCUACCCGUGGGAUUGCUAAAAGAAAGCGGACUUUGAGCACGGAAAUUCUGGAAUCUCCGAAGCGAUCUUCUCUGGGUAAUGACCAGCAGCUACCAGUAGCUACUGGUAAAUCCCACUCACGAACUACAAGAGGAAUCCCCACAAAGAGUCCUCGAAAGCAAGUCCCUGUGGAGAUUAAAGACACAAUCGAAGAAGACGCAAUCGAAGAAGAUGCAAUCGAAGACGCAAUCGAAGACGCAAUCGAAGACACAAUCGAAGACCCAAUCGAAGACACAAUCGAAGACCUAAUCGAAGACCCAAUCGAAGACCCAAUCGAAGAACCUACCCCAAAUGACCAGGAGCUACUAGUAAUGACUAGUGACAGCGAUGGAGAGCUCUCGGAUCCUCCCUCUAAUCUGGAUGAUUUCGGAGAUGAUGCAACUGAAAUUGAGUCAUCGAAAGCAUGGAUUACAAUCCACGGGAAGAGGAAUAAAAAGGGUAAACUGCCAGUGAAGUAA